Molecule: messenger RNA, 789 nt
Organism: Hyla sarda
Lineage: Eukaryota; Metazoa; Chordata; Amphibia; Anura; Hylidae
Gene: NDUFAB1
Product: NADH:ubiquinone oxidoreductase subunit AB1
Exons: 5
Coding region: 67-519 (150 amino acids)
Biological process (GO): fatty acid biosynthetic process
Cellular component (GO): mitochondrion
Molecular function (GO): acyl binding; acyl carrier activity
Source: RefSeq, a predicted model, not a curated record
GCCUGCACCGGAAGUCACUGAGUUCUCCUCCGCGCCGCGGUGCAGUGUGGGUAGCCGCUGUCAGCCAUGGCGUCCCGUGUCCUCUGUGUGUGUGUCCGCGCAGCACUGCGCACCCUGCCCCGGCGCCCCCUCCUGCCUGCACUAAGCUCCUCCGCCUGCAGGCAGCGCUCUUCCCUGGCCCGACCUACAGCCGGCGCCCCGGUCCUCGCCUCACAGGACUCUGGCUCCUUAUAUCAGUCAUGUCGCCAGUACAGCGGCGCCCCUCCCCUCACCCUGGAGGGCAUCUCCGAGAGAGUAAUAUAUGUAUUGAAGUUGUAUGAUAAGGUCGACCCAGAAAAGCUGUCAAUCAACUCCCACUUCAUGAAAGACCUGGGACUGGAUAGUUUGGACCAAGUUGAGAUAAUAAUGGCAAUGGAGGAUGAGUUUGGCUUUGAGAUCCCAGAUGCUGACGGUGAGAAGCUGAUGACCCCACAGGAGAUAGUAGAUUACAUUGCAGAUAAAAAGGAUGUAUACGAGUGAAGUACAUGUGUUUUUUCCUCCGUUUAUUGUAGCCGGGCUGGGCGUGCUGUGACCUCGCCUGCAUGCUGGGGCUUUGGCAUCGUUGGCUGCCGUCACCACCUCUUCCAGGAUCCUGUAUUUAAUUUGUCCAAAUGUGUUUUUGCCUUUAAUAAAUGUAAAAGAAAAAAACAGAGAAAAAAAAAAUCUAAACAAACCACUAUCCUGUCCAUCAUUACAGCAGGCCAAAUUUACAAUAAAAAUUUGACAUAAAACUAAAAUCUCCCAAAGUUC